Molecule: messenger RNA, 963 nt
Organism: Fonsecaea monophora
Lineage: Eukaryota; Fungi; Ascomycota; Eurotiomycetes; Chaetothyriales; Herpotrichiellaceae
Exons: 3
Coding region: 1-963 (320 amino acids)
Biological process (GO): regulation of DNA-templated transcription
Molecular function (GO): DNA-binding transcription factor activity
Source: RefSeq, a predicted model, not a curated record
AUGUCGGUCGCCACAGAGAUCAUCCAUCAGACCAACAGUGAAAUCAUCCAAAUCGUCGCCAUGUCGGAGUCGGGCAGUGAAGCAAGCAAGGCAGCAAAGAAGAGUUUCAGAGAAUACAAUCGCAACGCCCAGCGAGUGUUCCGCCAAAGGCGAAAGGAACACCUGAACAAACUCGAAGCCGCUCAGCGCGAACUCAACAGUAUUCAGGUGGAAGAAGUCGAACGGCUUCGUCGCGAGAACCAGGCACUUGCUCAGGAGAAUGAGUCUCUGAAGGCUGCUUACGGGUCGCAAGCCAGCUCACCAGGUCCGACACUGAGCCCGAGUGAGGUCAGAGGGUCUCCUUCGGGAUUUAUGGCAUAUGGAGCUGCGCCCGCCGGCUACCUGAGUCCAGUUUCCGGGGCUCCUUCUUAUGUUCCGGGCCCUGUCCCAGUCUCGUUACCUCAACCCGCCACGACGCCAUUAUCGAGCGCCAGCAGCGACCCCAGUACCCUCGUCGUUGUUGUCCCCAACAACAUCCGCGAAAUACGUCGGUCGCUCCACCAGAUGUUCGCCCCCCUCCUCGAGAUUCCCGUCAUUUCCAAUCCACAAACGCAUUUGGCCACUCUGGCAGCCUUGGAACCAUCACUACCAGGAGCCUUGAAGCCUUCGCAGCUCCAGCUGUCGACGCCGCAUCAUGCUUAUAUAGACAUGAUUCCUUCUCCCAGUCUCAGAGACCGACUUAUUGCAAUUGGCCCUGCAAAUGCCAAUACAUUCUUAACAGAGGCUUGCACAAUAGCAUGCGACAUUGAAGAUACAGGUCAAAUGAUUGUGUGGGGCGAAGAUUGGCUCAAUGAAUUUUCUUGGGAGUUUUCUGCCGGCGUUCUAGAACGCUGGGGAGGCUGGCUUCUUACUUCUGAAUGGGGUCAGAGAGCCAACUUUUGGCGACGUCAAAGAGGAGUUCCGAUUCUUCCGGGCUACGACUGA